CAAUUAUUACAGGGACAGGAACCUAGACUCAAUCACUAAAGUAUCUUAUACUCUAAUCAACUUGAUGAUUGACUGUAUGAACAGCAGCAGAACCUUUACGUAUACGGACACCUGGGGUUAUUAUGACAAAAGAACCAAUACAAUCAAUGGAAUGUUCGGUGAACUUUUUUACAACCGAGCUGACGUUGGCGGCACGUCGGCCUUUAUGAUUGCGGAACGAGUAGGACUGUACGAAUUCAUUGCAAUGGGUGCGCCAACAAGAGCUAAAUUUAUAUUUCGAGCUCCAACCCUAUCGUUUGUGACGAAUAUUUAUUAUUUGCCGUUUCAAGCAAACGUUUGGUAUAGUUUAGUGGCGCUAGUAAUUGUAAGCUGCGGCUUUAUCUACUUCACCUAUCGCAUAUCAAAUAUGCGCAGUCCACAAACUGAGGAAGUUUUGAGGCCGUCAGAUAUGUUCCUAUUCGGAAUCUCGGCGAUUUGUCAGAUGGGUACGCAUCGAGAGCCAAAAUACGCAUCGGGAAAAAUAUCCACGAUUUUUUUCGUUAUCGCUUUAAUAUUCGUGUACACAUCCUACACAGCCAACAUUGUGUCGCUACUUCAGUCGACAACGAAAAGCAUCAAAACGUUGGAAGAUCUUUACAAUUCGGAUCUGGGUUUCGGAGUUGAGGACACGCCAUACAAUAUAAACUACUUUCAGUUGUCCAAGCCGGGUACAAUUCACAGAGAAAUUUACGAACGGAAAAUUGCUCCACCGAAGCAGCAAUCGAAAUUUAUGAACAUAUCGCACGGCGUUAGUCUCAUGAGAAAUGGUUUUUUCGCGUUUCAUUCCGAAGGCGGUACGGCUUACAAAAUCAUCGAGGACACGUUUUAUGAGCACGAGAAGUGUGGUCUCGUCGAAAUAGACUAUUUGGCUCAGAUUGAUCCGUGGUUUGCGAUUCAGAAACAUUCGCCGUACAAGGAAAUAAUGAAAGUUUUACUAUUUAGGAUUAGAGAGCAUGGAAUCCAAUUUCGUGAGGUGUCCCGCGUUUAUACAAAACGACCGGUUUGUUCGUCGCAUGGCCAAAGCUUUGAGAGUGUACGACUCAUCGACUGUCAGAUAGUAUUGACGAUACUUGCAUACGGAUUCAUAUUUUCCUUCAUCGUUUUUAUUAUCGAAAAAAUCGUCCAUGCUCGAUCGAUUGAGAGUAAACUUUGCCUCUUGUAAUUUUGCUUUGAUAAAAUGUCAAUGUUUAGAAUGAGUAGAAAUAUACGAUUCA
Molecule: messenger RNA, 1253 nt
Organism: Bradysia coprophila
Lineage: Eukaryota; Metazoa; Arthropoda; Insecta; Diptera; Sciaridae
Gene: jp
Product: junctophilin
Cellular component (GO): junctional membrane complex; plasma membrane; endoplasmic reticulum membrane
Molecular function (GO): ligand-gated monoatomic ion channel activity
Source: RefSeq, a predicted model, not a curated record